AUGAAGCCUCUGCCCAGCUCAAUCUUCUUGUGUGCGCGUGUGGAUGAAAGAGAUCAGAUCCAUGAGGGCGCUGCUGGACCGGUGCCUGUGAGCCUGUCGUCCAAGAAGGGUGGCCGGGGCCGGGAGCCGCCGCCGGAGGGCUGCCUGGCGGUGUACGUGGGCGCGGCGAGGGAGCGGUUCGUGGUCCGGGCCGAGUGCGUCAACCACCGCCUGUUCCGGGCGCUGCUGGAGGAGGCCGAGGAGGCGCGCGGGCCCUACUGCUACGCGCCGGACGGCCCGCUCGAGCUGCCCUGCGACGCCGCCGCGUUCGCGCGCGCCGUGGCGAGCGGGAGAUGGUCGAGGAGAGGACGGCCGUCGGGUGCGGCGGCGCGAGGGCAGGGCACGCGACGGCGCGUCGGACGGUGGCGGCGGCGGUGAUCGGCGCCGGCGGCAGGCAGGUGACCGUGGGUUGACUCAGAGUGACCGGGUGUGCUCUCGUCGUCAGGAUUCCCUGAUGCGAUGUUCAGAGUGUUCGAUGUACUGAUGAUAGUUAGUGUGCAUAUGAUCAGAGCAGCUGUCCGUCUUGUAGGAAGUUGUUUUGAUUUGUGAAUCUUGCGACACAAAGGAAAAGUUUGGACCGUUGCUUUAA
Panicum hallii is the source of this 628-nucleotide messenger RNA. RefSeq lists its product as uncharacterized. The transcript is spliced from 2 exons. The record is from RefSeq and is a predicted model, not a curated record. NCBI's taxonomy places the organism in Eukaryota, Viridiplantae, Streptophyta, Magnoliopsida, Poales, Poaceae. Bases 1 to 417 code for a protein of 138 amino acids. Gene Ontology annotation, biological process: response to auxin.